Molecule: messenger RNA, 228 nt
Organism: Lasiosphaeria miniovina
Lineage: Eukaryota; Fungi; Ascomycota; Sordariomycetes; Sordariales; Lasiosphaeriaceae
Product: cytochrome C oxidase copper chaperone-domain-containing protein
Exons: 2
Biological process (GO): mitochondrial respiratory chain complex IV assembly
Cellular component (GO): mitochondrial intermembrane space
Molecular function (GO): copper ion binding; copper chaperone activity
Source: RefSeq, a predicted model, not a curated record
ACGGAAAUAGCUUCCCUAACAGCGAGCUCCCGCGCGCCCGCGCAGACUUCGCCGAGCGUUGACGCAGCAGCAGCUUCCAAACCCAAGCCCUGUUGCGUGUGCAAAGACGAGAAGGCCAAGCGCGACGAGUGCAUGCUCUUCUCGAACGCGUCCGACGCCCAGAAAGACUGCCAGUCGACGGUGGAUCUGUACCGGACUUGCAUGGCCGGGUUUGGCUUCAAGGUCUGA